AUGACAGACAUGGGAGAGGUCAAGCGCGUAAUCGGCAUCGAAGUGCAGCGGGACUACGAACAUGGCACACUAGCCAUAUCGCAAGGACCCUACGCGAGAGAUAUCCUACAGCGAUACGGAAUGGAACAGGCAAACCCGGUCAGCACCCCCGGGUAUGGAGCAGAACUAUCAACCGAGCAGCCACAAGACCAACUACUCGGACCCGAGGACAAGCAGAGAUUCCAGGCCAUCACCGGGAUUCUCCUGUACCUUGCCCAAUGCACCCGUGGGGGCGGAGGGUUUUGA
Messenger RNA from Ectocarpus sp. CCAP 1310/34, 285 nucleotides. The record is from the annotation of a GenBank genome assembly. NCBI's taxonomy places the organism in Eukaryota, Phaeophyceae, Ectocarpales, Ectocarpaceae.